AUGAAAAGGGAUAACUCAACCGCCGUGUUUCUGCCUGUCAGUCCCUCAGCCAUGGUUAAAAGAGAGAAGACACUGGCUGCUGCCACUGACAAACUAAUGAUGAAGCACACUGAUCCUGCUUUCACAAAGGUCCCACAGCAGACCGAUUUGGACCAGAAGCUGUCUGUGUGCAGUAAAUUGUGUUUUGCUAUUGGAGGAGCUCCAAACCAGGUCGCCGGGAGUGCUACUGCUUUCUUCUUGCAGAUUUACCUGCUUGAUGUGGCACAGGUUAAUCCAGUGCAGGCCUCCAUGGUACUGUUCAUUGGUAAGGCAUGGGGAGCUGUGACAGAUCCCAUUGUAGGUUUCUUCAUCACUAAAAGCAGAUGGACAAAAAUUGGAAGACUCAUGCCAUGGAUGGUGGGCUGCACUCCGUUUGUGGCUGUCUCCUAUUUCUACCUUUGGUUUGUCCCUCCUUUUACCAAUGGAAGAUUCAUCUGGUAUCUUGGUUUUUACUGCCUGUACCAGACACUUAUCACCUGUUUCCACGUGCCGUACUCGGCUCUGACCAUGUUCCUGAGCACAGACCAGCGGGAACGAGACUCAGCCACAGCCUACCGGAUGACGAUGGAAGUUCUGGGCACACUGCUUGGUGCUGCUAUCCAAGGCCAGAUUGUAGCUAAAGCACACACUCAGGAACACUGCCCCCAUCACAAUGUGACAGCUGCUCACCUGGGAAACGCCAGCGGUGCUGAGGUCAUCAAAAGCCUGGCCCAAUCACAGGACUUCCUCUCUCACGCAAAGGAAGUGUAUAUGAUUGCUGCUGGGGUGAUAAGUGGACUGUUUCUCAUCUGUACGGUGGUGAUGUUCCUUGGGGUUAAGGAGAAAGAUGAUCCAUAUGCACCGAAGACGGAGAAGACGAUUCCUUUCCAUAAGGGCUUCAUUUUAGUAAUGAGACAUGGACCAUAUGUCAUCCUCACUGCUGGUUUCCUCUUCAUAUCUGUAGCCAUCCAGCUAAUUCAGAGUAACUUCGUCCUAUUCUGUACAUAUGCUGUGGAUCUACAAAAACACUUCCAGAACAUUGUGCUGACCAUCCUGAUAUCCGCAGUGGUGAGCAUACCAUUUUGGCAGUGGUUUCUCCAGAAGUUUGGAAAAAAGACUGCAGCAUUUUGCGGCAUCACUUGGAUCAUGCCUUUCACUGUGAUGCUGGUGAUCAUCCCCAAUGUUACCGUGGCAUACGUGGUGGCCGUGUCCUCUGGCCUCAGCGUAGCUGCAUCUCUACUGUUACCAUGGUCAAUGCUCCCAGAUGUUGUGGAUGAUUUCAGGCUGGCAAACCCCAACUCAAAGGGUCACGAGGCCAUCUUUUAUUCCUUCUACGUUUUUUUCACUAAGUUUGCUGCUGGAAUCUCUCUUGGUGUGUCAACGCUGUGUUUGGAGUUUGCUGGCUAUGACACCGGUGCGUGUAAACAGCCCCCUCCAGUGGUCUAUACACUGAAGCUCCUCAUCGGUGCAGCUCCUGUUGCUUUCAUCAUCACUGGCCUGAUGAUCCUACUGCUCUACCCCAUCAGUGAAGACAUCCGGUUACGAAAUAAACUCGCUCUCGAGGACCUCAGGACACAAGGCUUGGGCUGCAGAUCAGAGAACCUGAGUACUGCAUAG
Messenger RNA from Chanos chanos (milkfish), 1635 nucleotides. It is a transcript of the gene mfsd2b, whose product is annotated as MFSD2 lysolipid transporter B, sphingolipid. Bases 1 to 1635 code for a protein of 544 amino acids. Gene Ontology annotation, cellular component: plasma membrane. Gene Ontology annotation, molecular function: sphingolipid intramembrane carrier activity; symporter activity. NCBI's taxonomy places the organism in Eukaryota, Metazoa, Chordata, Actinopteri, Gonorynchiformes, Chanidae. The record is from RefSeq and is a predicted model, not a curated record. Gene Ontology annotation, biological process: carbohydrate transport; lipid transport. The transcript has 15 exons.